This is a messenger RNA of Clarias gariepinus (North African catfish), 705 nucleotides long. Its product is annotated as olfactory receptor 1J1-like. Gene Ontology annotation, cellular component: membrane. Gene Ontology annotation, biological process: G protein-coupled receptor signaling pathway. Gene Ontology annotation, molecular function: olfactory receptor activity; G protein-coupled receptor activity. NCBI's taxonomy places the organism in Eukaryota, Metazoa, Chordata, Actinopteri, Siluriformes, Clariidae. The record is from RefSeq and is a predicted model, not a curated record.
AUGGUUCCUGUGUUUGUAUUCAACCUCAAUUAUAUCAGUUUUGAAGCAUGCUUCUCCCAAAUGUUUUUAAUGCACUUUUUUGGUGACAUGGAGUCAUUUUCACUGGCCUUAUUGGCUUAUGAUCGCCUGAUUGCUAUCUGCUUUCCUUUGCGAUACUCCACAAUUAAUACUAAUGAAAGGAUGGUACUUAUUAUUGCUGGGCUUUGGCUUCUGGUAUUUUUUAUUGAGAUUUACCCGAUAGUUCUAGCCAGUGGUCUGUCCUAUUGUAGAUCAAGGGUGGUGCCAAGCUGUUGCUGUGAGCAUGGUCAAGUUUACAAAUUAGCUUGUGGAGAUAUUUCUUAUAACAGAAAUGUGGCAACUACAAAGACAUUAAUUGUUCUGCUUGGCCCUCUGAUUUUUAUUAUUUUAUCGUACAUCAUAGUGGUGGUGGCAGUUUUGCAAAUUGCAUCUUCAUCACAAUGCUGGAAGGCCUUGAACACCUGUCUUACUCACAUGGUCCUGGUUCUUAUUUAUUAUAUGCCAGAUUUGGGCUUAUAUACUAGGGAACCUACGAUUAGUACAAUCAGUUGAUAUUUUCUCAGCAGUUCUGACAGUACCAGCACACUGCCAGCCAUGUUAAACCCUAUCAUAUAUAGUCUAAAGACUGAGGAACUGCAAGAAAAGUUGCUGAAAUUUUUAAAGCCACAGAAAGUAUCACCCCAAUGA